AUGGAACCGUGCUCCGCUCCUCACAGGCCUGCAGAGAAGGCUGCUUUACAGCCCUCCGCGGUGUCGGGAAAGUCGGCUUCGCUGCACGCGCGAGAAGGGCGAGAGGAAGGGUCGUAUCGAGACAGUUCAACGGCUUCUGAACGGGCGUCGACUCUCCUGAAGGAUGCCGAUUUCCGCGCCAAGUAUCCUGCACUAGCGAAGGCGCUGCAAGAAACAGUCGGCGAUGCGCCUUCUUUGCCUUGUACCUCCGAGACUUCCCUUUCCUGUCCCGCUCUUUCACGGUCCCCUCCUGGUGACGAGCCCAGCUCUGCAUCACCGCCUUCACCUUCACGCUCUUCUGCAGCCAGCGUCUCCCAGUCCGUUGCUUCAGCUCCCCCGGCUUCAAGUGAGCCGGACUCUUCCCCUGACCGGCCUUGCCCGUACGAGCCUACACCUCGCGGGUCCGAACCCACUCCGUCGCCAUCUCGUGAACCUUCCUCCUUUGCUUCGCAAGUCGACCUGUGUCGCCCAACGGCCCUUUUUGCGUGCUCGCCGACUGUGGGAUUCAGUCCGCCGUCAGUCCCUACCACGACGCACAACUUUUCGCCUCACCCUUCUCCUGGCCCCAGUCGUCAGCAUUCCGCGUUUGUUCCUGAUCUUCCCACUGCGCAUCAUCCCUGUGCACCCCUGCGUUCUGGUGGGGCGUAUGGCGAGAACGGAGAUACUCCGCAGGUUGCCACGCAGCCGCCGAGAGCGGCGUGCCCCGAGGCCGCCGGAGAAGGGAGGCAAACGAGUCCUUGGCAACAUGGCGUGGAAAAAGGGAACGGCCAUACUCUACUGUUCCCGUCCGCGCCCUUGCCUGCGUCUCUGCAUAGCCCAAGGAAACCGGGCAAUCCACAAAGGAGUGGAUACUCUGCAGUAGAAGCCCAGGCGCCAGCCUCGCGAUACAUUCCCGCCAAUAUGCGAUGUCGAAAGGAACUGACUCCUCCGCCUGGGCCCUCGGAGAGAGCAGACGGCACAGCGUCGGAGGGCGAACACGAGGGACACGUGGGCGGCCAGGCCGCCGCCGGCCCGCUCUUCGCCGUGCCGCCUGGCGCCAGUCCGCCUCACCACUUUCUGAACAGGCUGGAAGACUUGCAGCAUCAAUAUGCAGGCAUCGUAGGCGCGCGCAACGCGGUGGAGUACCAGUACCAGCUCUUUCGGUCUUUGGAUCGUCCACCGAUUCUUCUGAGCCCUCCGCCACGCCCUUCCUUUCUUCCCGCGACCCCGGGCCCCGGAGCCUACGCUCGGCUUCCUCCGCAGCUUCCGAAGCCGCUUCAAAGUCUCCAACGCCUGUACCAACAGCGGCAACAGGCGGCAAAAUGGGCGCCUUCCGCAAUGUGGCCAGGAGGGCCAGGGACAGCGCUUCCGGGCUUUGCGACUUCUGGCGCCUCUGUGUCGCGCGACGGUCUCGUGCUGCCUUGGCAGACGACGGCGCCUCCGCCCUUCUUUCCGGGCGCUAUGGGACCUCCGGGCCGGGGCUCCGCGUGGAGCCCCGACGGGCGCCCCGCCGCGGGCUCCGAAGGCGCUCCGGCGGCUCCGGCUGCCCCGGCGGUCGCAGGCCCUGUCUGCGGGGCUAGAGCGGUCGCGGACUGGAAGGGCCUUGGGCCGGUCGAGAAGGACAAAACUGUCAACCCCGCCCUCGUGUUUGCGAAAGAAACGAUGGACGGCGUCUUGCAGCAGCUUCAGUCGGAAGCAGUUUCCCUGAAGAAGGGGAGCCGAGAAAUCGGGCGGAAGCUGCUGGAGAGCAAAGCAAAGUCCGAGGUCGAAGAGUGGAGGACCAUGGGGGUCGACGAGCGUCUGUGUGAACUGACUGUCGAGCAGCAGGCAUUCAUCAAGGAGCAGAUGCGGGCGAUCGAUGAGGCGAAGGAAAACCUCCAGACGAUGAAGAGCGAGGCUGACCGCCUCGAGCACCGGACUCGGGACGCGUUCCACCGCGCGCUGUACGCGUCUGGGGAAGACAGCGAAGAAGUGCAAGCGCGUCGGGAGCAAGUGAAGAAGAUGGAGGAGCUGCGCCAGCAGCUCCCUCCCGAGUCCGCAGUCGACGCGACAGUCUGCGGGUACGUCACUCAGGCCGGUCCGGAUCCGCUCGAGAAGCUGGAUCAGUUGGAUCUCGGUCACGCCUUGGAGCAACUGCCAGCCCAGAAGUGCAGGCUGGCAGUCGCGUCUCUGCUGCGGCAGAUGGGGUACCGGAAGGCGUCUCAGCCGGUCCCCGUGCGCCGGAACGGCUACCCCGCGCAGUACUUUUCCAAGUUCCCCGAGCUGUAUCCGUACCCCGAGUACGGCUCCGGCCUGCCACUGUCCCAGCAGGCGAUCCAGGAGCGGCGACGCGAGCUAGAGGAAAAGGGCGUGGCCGCGAGUGCCUUGCCUCCCGUCCACCCGGAGGUUCCUGUCCCGCCGCCCGUGGCUUCGGCCCUGUUGAAGGAAGAGCAGAGUCUGAUGGAGGACCAGAAGCAGAAACAGGACGAAGAAGAAGACUGGGAAGAGUACUUCCGCACGAAGCGGGAGGCGCGCGAUCGGGCGCUCGAGGAGGCGCGAGCGUGCAAGGCCCGCGAAGAGGCGAUGCGGGCGGCUGAGGAAGCCCGAGAAGCCGUGGAGCUGCUGGCGCGCCGGCAGAGGCUCCUGGAGGAAGAGACGCGGUGCGCAGAGAGGAGAGCCCGCGCGGAGCGAGAGCUCGCCAAGGCGGAAGAAGCCAAGGCACGUGCACUCCGCGAGGCGGAACUUCGCGCGCGGCUAGAGUCGACGCACGCAGCGCGAGGCCGAGACCCAGACGUCCCAGAGCGAGCAGGCGACUCCCUCGAGUUGAACCGAAGGAGUCGGGAAGACUCGCUUGACGCGCGCGGCAGAAGACCUUCCCACGACAAGGUGCCGGGGCCGAAGACGGGAGUGUCGCGGACGGGCUCUCAGCGCCGCCAAGCAACUUUGACCGUGGAGGCUGCGGAGACGCUUGCGGAUCGGAUGAGGCAAGCCAGCCUGAUGAAGCGGCGGAGCGUUGUGAGUCCAAAGACGCGCGAGCGAGACCGGGACGAGGAGCCUGAACCCAGCCGGGCGAAGGAAAGACGGGAGAGAGACGACGGAAGGCGUGGCGAGGGAAGGGCGUCACGAUCCAAAGUCGACAGAGGGGAAAGCAAACUGCAUGCGAUGCCCAGUCUCGGCGUCCAGAGAACGCUGACCAUGUACAAGACGCCCCUGUCGCGCACACUCUCUUCUUCCCAACCCGUGGAACGCGGCUCUGGAGCGGACAAACGGGGCGGGAAGGCCAGCGACGCCCAGCGCCUGUCUCUUGACAAAGUUGAGCCGUCUUUCGAUGACAAAAGGGACUUAGAGAAAGUGCAAGUUCCCGAGCAACUCCUCUCUGCAGGCCUCGUCGUCUUACCUGUAGAAACCCGGAGGAAGGCUGACCUCACAAGGAGCACCCUCGCGAGGCGCUUACCCGCCCAAAAAUGCGAAACCUUUGUCCACCUGCAACCGCCUCCGGAGCCUCAAGACGCUGCCGCAGUCUACGCCCGGUACAGAGAGAUCAAGGAACUCCUCGCAAGUGGCCAACUUGGUUUGAAAGAGAAGGCCCAGGACGUGUACGACUUUGCGUUCGCCUGCUGCAAGAAAGUUGUGCGCGAGGAUCCACACUCACAGCAAUAUGCCAACGUGCUGAUGGAGGCCGUGCCCUACUACCCGUACCAAAUUGACAUUCAACGCGCUGGCGUCAUUGCCUUCCUCAACAUCUUUGAACACUGCAAGUAUCAAGAACAGUUGUCCGUGCCUCUCUUUGACUGCCUGACGACGUUGAUGGCGAUCGACGAAAGCAGUCUCCGAGGCGACAUCAUCGCCGUCAUGGCGGCCGUCAUUCGACCGCAGGUGGUCAUAAAUUCAGACUUGGUGGACCUACUCCUGAACUACAUUGAAAAAGCGACGGAGCCGGAACUCUGCAGCUACGGCAUCCACGUGCUGCUCGUCGCGCGCUCGCCGCACAAAAAAGAAGAGCAGUACGCCCUCUUUGUUCGUCUACUCGGAAAAUGGAAAUUCGAAUCAACUGUCCCAACGCGAGCCUGCCUGGCCAUCGACGCUUUUGCGAAGCGAGCACAACUGGAGGAGCUCGCAGCGCACCAAAGAGCGAAAGGAAAGCAGGAGGGAAGCAUACAAGUCUCGGAAGGCCUUGCAAAGCUCCGACGCGGAAUCUCCUACUCCGAACUCACCCAACUGUUAGACAAUCCUCAUCCACCCGCGUGGAUGGGAAGAGACGCAAAUGAUGUACAACAGGUGGUUUUGGUCAUGGAUCGCCACUCUCAGCACCGCCGCCUGCAGGGCGCAGCUUGCCAGGCUCUUUCCUCCUUGUGUGGGGUGUCUCUACUCCACUGCGAGUACGUGGCCAGCGAGGGACUCUCGCGUAUGUACACUGCGACGCUGAAUCACAAGGAGAGUCAAACGAUCGCGCUCUCGCUCUGCUCAGUCAUUUCGCUUCUCGCGACAGUCCCGAAAUGUCGGGCCCUUCUCCAACCGAAGAUGGUGCUGCUCAUCAAGCAAUGUAUCGCCCGCCACAGAGCCGUCGCGGAGGUUGUCGGCGCAGCGUGCGGGGCACUGGCAAAACUGGACGCCGUCUUCCCCGUAACAAACGAGAACAUGGAGAGGUUGACAUGGGCCAUCAUCGUGAACAACCUAAAGAAUUCGUCCGACCAACCGCAAGUCGUCAUUCCCACGGCGGAUCUGAUUCAGCGAAUGGCUGCGAAAGUCAACGAACUCGCGGAGGUUCGCGAGCGUCUCGUCGAACUCGACGCUGUCGAGGCUCUCGUAAAAUCCAUCACAGGCUGCAGCGCCGACCUGGAGGCCUGUCAAGUGGCGUGCCGAGCGGUGUCUCGGCUGGUGUACCGACAGCCGCAGGGGUCUCGGAUCUACACGGACCUCGUUCGUCUCCGCGUGAUGACUGCCUUUCUCUUUGUUCUCCUCAAACACCACAAAAACGCCUCCUUCUGCCGAGAUGUCCUCUGCUGUAUUGCAAACUGCGCCUCUUACCGGCCGUGCGCCGAGGCCGUCAUGGAGAGAGGCGUGAACGUCAUCUGCAAGGCUAUGGAUGCAAACAUCAAAGACGUCGAAGUCGUCGCCCAGGGGUGUCGGUGCCUGGGACUGAUCGCGGAGGAGGCUUCGCUGAAGGCUGCCGCGGAGAGUCGAGCAGAGGCGAUCAUUUCCUUUGCGGUUGAGCAAUUCUCCUCCAAGGCAGAGACUCGCCGGCUGCUCAGCGACUUUCUCUGGGCGAUCUUCCGGCAGCACGGUGUACCCCCGCAGCUGAUUGAGCGCCUGUGGAAUCCGUCCGAGCCGUUUCAGACGCCGCGACGCGCCUCGCCGCGUGGCAGCGUCCGAGAGAGAAGAGGCGACGAGAUGGAGCGACUUCGGUCCAGAUCUCCCACGGACCCUCGAGCUCUCGCGCGAGUCUCCUCUCACCGCACGCUCCGUUCGCCCUCGUUGUCUCCACUACCGUCCUUCAGAGACGUGAAGUGA
This is a messenger RNA of Neospora caninum, 5508 nucleotides long. RefSeq lists its product as hypothetical. NCBI's taxonomy places the organism in Eukaryota, Apicomplexa, Conoidasida, Eucoccidiorida, Sarcocystidae. Bases 1 to 5508 code for a protein of 1835 amino acids. The transcript has 13 exons. The record is from RefSeq and is a predicted model, not a curated record.